Messenger RNA from Ctenopharyngodon idella (grass carp), 2830 nucleotides. RefSeq names its product modulator of VRAC current 1 (gene mlc1). The record is from RefSeq and is a predicted model, not a curated record. Bases 464 to 1648 code for a protein of 394 amino acids. The transcript is spliced from 12 exons. Gene Ontology annotation, biological process: regulation of response to osmotic stress. Gene Ontology annotation, cellular component: plasma membrane; endoplasmic reticulum; cytoplasmic vesicle. Lineage: Eukaryota; Metazoa; Chordata; Actinopteri; Cypriniformes; Xenocyprididae.
UCAUCAAAGAAUCCUGAAAACAAUGUAUCACGGUUUCCACAAAAAUAUUGCUUGUUUGUGUGUGCACAUGGGAAAACUUGUUCUAGUUUGUGUGCAUUCUUUCUCUGUGUGAAUGGCAGCGAGGGGGUGUUGAUUUAUGUGUGAGUUCUCUCAUUGAGUUCAACAGAGCAGUAAGAGGCUCUGGCCUCAGCAGCCCCUGAUCUGAGCCUCAUCUCUCCACUCCAUUUGCAUUCACUGGCUAAAACUGGCUGGCAGGGCAACACUCUCAACUUUCUGUUCCAGGCUUUGAAACCUUCCAAAAGUUUUUUAUUGACUUGGAGUGGAGGGGACAGAGAGAGAGAGGAGAGAACAAGAGGAAGAAGACAAAGAUAAAGUACAACUAAAACCUUAGACUUCCGCAGGAACAGGGGACCAGGUGGGCUAAGCCGAAAUAAACUGUGUCUUGAAGCUGGAGGCAGGGGUCAUGGAUAUCAGGAUGCAACGAGACGAGGCAUCUGCCCAGGAAGUGUUCAGCUACGCCCAGAUGUCAACCCUAGAGCGAAACAGUGGGGUAGGGACGCUGAGUCGGCAUCUGGAGCGGGAGAGGUUGGAAAGAGACAGCUACACGGUGGAUGUCAGGGCCAGUGACCUGCAGCUGGAUCAGCCUGGGCAAUUACAUCCCUGCUUUAGCUACAGAGUCUGGCUUUACAGCGUCGUUAUAGGGAGCAGCUUGCUGAUAGCGGCAGCUUUCUCUCUCUAUAUGGGUAAUGUGUUUCCAGCUGCAAUGGACUACCUGCGUUGUACUGCUGGAUCUAGUAUUCCAGCUGCAGUGGUGAGCUUUGCUAUUGCCAAGAACAGACACGUUGCAGUCUCAGACUUUCAAAUGGUCUACGUGUCCUCCUUUGCUGUGACAACCACGUGCCUGGUGUGGUUCGGAUGUAAACUAGCCAUUAGUCCCUCAGCCAUCAAUAUUAACUUUAACCUGCUCCUGCUUAUUGUGCUGGAAGUGCUCACGGCUAGUACUGUUAUCCUAUCAGCUCGCUCGGUGGAGGACUGCUGCAGUCACGGAAAGCCCGUGUCUGAUGGCCCUGUGGUUGUGACCCCAGCUUCGUUCCCCACUCGUCUUCUCAAGGCUUACGCUGUAAUUGAGGUUAUAGUGGGCAUCUCCGCUGUAUUCGGAGGAAUUAUUGCUCUCAAUUUGGGUGCUCUCCUCCCAGAGCCAUACCUUUCUGUCACUUUCUUCUGGAUUCUGGUAGCUUGUUUCCCCAGUGCCAUUGCCAGCCAUGUGGUGGCAGAAUACCCCAGCAAGAGUCUGGUGGAGAUGCUGAUUGCUAUAAGUAGUGUGACCUCACCACUGCUUUUCUCAGCGUCUGGAUUCUUGUCCAGCAGUGUGAUUAAUUUUAUUGAGAUCUUUCUGCAUGAAGUGGCAUCAGUCAAGACGUAUGACAUACUGCUGCUUGUCCUGAUGGGACUGCUGCUGGUGCAGGCGGUGCUGACAUUAACCACCGUAAUAAAGUGCGCUUCCUACAAGGGCCAGCUCCGCAUGGGAGGCACUGAAUGGGACAUGCUACACAAAAAGCACUGUGAGCAACAGACGUCAAAUGGCACACUAAGAGAUUUUGACAAAGAAAAGGCCUGGAAAGCAGUGGUGGUCCAAAUGGCCCAGUGACCAAAGAUACAGGCAACAGAAGGAAAAAAAACACAGAGAGAAAAAAAUGAAUAUACAAAUAUGGAAGAUAAGAAUGUCAGCUGGAAGAGAAGCAUCACUUUUUGGGGUAUGAAACUUAGAGUUCUGUCAUAACUGUCAGCUGAAUUGUCAUAUUUAUGAGCCAUACACUACUGUUCAAAAGUCUGGGGUUAAGAUUUUAAAGUAAGAUUUUAUUUAAUUUUUUCAAGAUACUUUUAUUUAGCAAAGAUGCGCUAAAAUGAUCAAAGGUAACAGCAAAGACUUUUACAUUGUUAUAUAAAAGUAUAUGAUGUCUAUUUCAAAUACAUGCUGUUCUUUUGAACUUCUUAUUCAUCAAAGAAUCCUGAAAAACAGUAUCAUAGUUUCUACAAAAAUAUUAAGCAACACAAGUGUUUUCAGUAUUGAUAAUAAUAAUAAAUGUUGCGUAAGCACCAGAUCAACAUAUUAGAAUGAUUUCUGAAGGAUCAUGUGACACUGAAGACUGGAGUAAUGGCUGCUGAAAAUUCAGCUUUGCCAUCACAGGAAUAAAUUCUAUUUUAAAAUAUAUUCAAAUAGAAAACAGUUAUUUUAAAUUGUAAUAAUAUUUCACAAUAUUACUGUUUUUACUGUAUUUUUACUAUAUUUUUGGUGAGCAUAAAAGACUUCCUUAAAAAACAUAAAUUAAAUAACGACCCCAGACUUUUAAACAGAAAUGUAUGUCUGUCAAAGAUAUCAUUGAAUGACAGUUUAAUGAGGAUAAGAACCAAGAAGUCAAAAUGCGAGGUGGGUUUUUAAAGUCUAUUGUAAAGAUCCUUAAACUUGUGUCUCACAAUCGUGAAUAUAGCAUACCAUACCAGUUUGAAAUUAGAAUCAUAUGUGGUGAGUGAAUGACUGAGCAAGUUUAUAUGCAAAUAAAUGGUGAACACACCAUGCAUGUACAAUCCACAGCACUUGUAAUGCAUUAUUUAGAAAUCCCAUGUUUAAAAAUCUCAUAUGUUGGAUGUUGAAAGAGUAGGGGACCUAAUAUAUGAGGCAUGUAAUAAUUCUAACACACUUUAAUGGACCACAGUGCUGUUCACUACCUUGCUUCAUGCAACCAUUUUUACUUUGUUAGAUUUUAUUUUUGUAUAAAUAUAUGCAUCUUGUGAUGUUAUUAUAGAUCAAUAAAAUUCUGAGGAUUGUUUA